Messenger RNA from Trypanosoma theileri, 783 nucleotides. RefSeq names its product Mov34/MPN/PAD-1 metallopeptidase. Gene Ontology annotation, molecular function: metallopeptidase activity; polyubiquitin modification-dependent protein binding. Gene Ontology annotation, cellular component: BRCA1-A complex; BRISC complex. Gene Ontology annotation, biological process: double-strand break repair. Bases 1 to 783 code for a protein of 260 amino acids. The record is from RefSeq and is a predicted model, not a curated record. Lineage: Eukaryota; Euglenozoa; Kinetoplastea; Trypanosomatida; Trypanosomatidae. The transcript has a single exon.
AUGACUGACAAGACCGCCGUGUUGGAUCGCGUCUAUCUCGCGGAGAGUGUUGUGCAGGCCUGUCUGGCCCACGCCCUCACGACGGAGCAGGAGGAGGUGAUGGGGGUUCUCCUCGGCGACAUUCAGCCCUCCUCCUCUCCGGCGGGCGGGGCGGGCCGCAAGUGGGCGCACGUGUGGGGGGCCGCCGUCGUGCAGCGCAGCGUGCGGCGAAAAGACCGCGUCGAAAUCGCCCCGACGGAACUCGCGGCGGUCGCGGCGGAGGCGGAGCGGCGGGGCGGGUGUGUCGUCGGCUGGUACCACAGCCACCCCCGCAUCACCCCGUACCCCUCGCACGUCGAUCUCCGCUCGCAGCGCGACUACCAACAACUCGAGAGCGGCUGGGUCGGCCUCAUCUUCAGCGUCUUCUACACAGACACCUCGCAGAAGAGCGCCGUCUCCAUUCAUUGCUUUCAAACAGGAGCGGGCGACUCACACAUUAUGGUGGACUUUGAAAUUGUGCCACGCCUCGACAAAUUGUCACCGUCCUCGCUCUCUCGGGAUCUAACUCAUGAAAUGUUGCAAGUAUUCGCUACAGAAAUAGAAGAAGCUGUUGAACUCGUGCGAAAACGCACCGGCGGGGCGGUGGACGCCGUAUCCGCUGCACGUGCACUGCAGGAAGUUCAGCUCUAUACAAUGGAAAAACUCAUUGCUGAGCCCGCACUCCUCCAUCUGCAGGCCUCUAUUGCAUAUUUAGAGAAAAAGGUGAAGCAUCUUGAAGGGAAACUUCAGAACGCGCAACGCUGA